Messenger RNA from Gadus macrocephalus (Pacific cod), 4436 nucleotides. RefSeq names its product abl interactor 1-like. Gene Ontology annotation, molecular function: SH3 domain binding. Gene Ontology annotation, cellular component: lamellipodium; intracellular anatomical structure. NCBI's taxonomy places the organism in Eukaryota, Metazoa, Chordata, Actinopteri, Gadiformes, Gadidae. The record is from RefSeq and is a predicted model, not a curated record.
GGGAUUUGCAUUGUCCAUCCCAGCAGCCCCACCGUGUUUCCAGGCGGGGGAGCCCCUUCACCAGAGCCCCUUCCCCCCUUCCAGAGCACCGAGCCCCGCCGAACCCCGGAGGAGGAGAGGCACGCCGAGGAUGUAAGAUGGCAGAACUACAAAUGCUAUUAGAGGAAGAGAUUCCGGCUGGUAAAAGAGCUCUUGUGGAAAGCUACCAGAAUCUGUCGAAGGUAGCGGAAUACUGCGAGAACAACUAUGUCCAGGCCCAGGACAAACGCAAAGCCCUGGAGGAGACCAAGGCUUACACCACCCAGUCCCUGGCCAGCGUGGCCUACCAGAUCAACGCCCUGGCCAACAAUGUGCUGCAGCUGCUGGACAUCCAGGCCUCGCAGCUCCGCCGCAUGGAGUCCUCCAUCAACCACAUCUCCCAGACGGUGGACAUUCAUAAAGAGAAGGUUGCCAGGCGAGAGAUCGGCAUCCUAACCACCAAUAAGAACACAGCGCGCACCCACAAGAUCAUCGCCCCUGGCAACAUGGAACGUCCGGUGCGCUACAUCCGGAAGCCAAUUGACUACACGCUGCUGGACGACGUGGGACACGGCGUCAAAUGGCUUAAGGCCAAGCAACAGGGGAACAACGCAGCCGGACGAGGGGGGACGCUGUCCAGGACCAACCCCCCCACACAGAAGCCCCCCAGCCCUCCCAUGGCGGGCCGCGGCACCCUGGGGCGCAACACCCCCUACAAGACCCUGGAGCCAGUAAAGCCCCCUGUGGUGCCUAACGACUACAUGACCAGUCCAGCGCGCCUGGGCAGCCAGAACAGCCCCGCACGCACAGCCUCGCUCAACCAAAGGCCCCGCACCCACAGUGGCAGCAGUGGGGGGAGUGGCAGCAGGGAGAACAGCGGCAGCAGCAGCGUUGGCAUUCCUCUGGCGGUUCCCACUCCCUCCCCCCCCAGCAUGGGCCAAGUGGCCCCUGUUUCCACGGCAGUGCCCCAGGGGCCCGGCUUGGGCCCCAUCCCCAUGUCCCAGUUCGGCACAAUCUCGCGCCAGGUGUCUCGCCAUAACUCGUCCUCCACCACCUCCUCCGCCUCCAUGGUGUCGGCCACGGGCACCUACCGCCGCGCCCCCUCCCUCAACUCCCAGUUCUCCAUCUCCCAGCAGCCCCACCUCAACGGAGGCCCCGUCUACCCCCCCAACCCAGUUGCUGUGGCUCCUCCCCCUCCUCCCAUGGUGCAGUUGACUCCCCAGAUCCCCCUGACUGGUUUUGUGGCCCGCAUGCAGGAGAGCAUAACAGACAGCCCGCCCCCGCCGCCCCCCCCUCCCCCGGUGGACAUGGCCCUGUUCGAGGAGCCCUCGCCCCCCCCGCCCCCCCCGCCUGUGGACUACGAGGAGGAGGAGGCGGAGGCGGCCGUGGUGCACUACAACGACCCAUACGCCGACGGAGACCCCCAGUGGGCCCCCAAGGUCUACCUGGAGAAAGUGGUGGCCAUCUACGACUACUCCAAGGACAAGGAGGACGAGCUGUCCUUCAUGGAGGGCGCCAUCAUCUACAUCAUCAAGAAGAACGACGACGGCUGGUACGAGGGCGUGUCCGGCGGCGUCACCGGCCUCUUCCCCGGCAACUACGUGGAGUCCAUCAUGCACUACGCCGACUAGACCCCGACCAGCACCCCUCUAUAUAGUGAAGGAAGCCGAUUGGAUCUGUACAGGAUGAUGAGACCGUAGCAGUUUAUAAAGCCUCCCCAACGGAGAGUCAAGUGCCAUGUGAAGUCAGGUUAUGAUUACAACCCCACCCGAAACAUCCCACCUCCACACCCCAAAAAAAAACAGAGAGGGAACCAGUGAGACUGGUGGUUUUCUAGUGUGCGACUCAACACUCUUCAUUCCCUGAAUGAGCGAUGUGGAGGAGAAGGAAAAUAUGACAAGUAUUUUAUAUAUUUACAGUAAUUAACCGGCAAUUUAACUGUAUUGACAUAAUUACUGUUGGGACAUGUACCUGAAGAAGUGUGUCCUUUGUUUUAUUUUGAAGUUCUGUAACGUCCUCCAUGGUCAUUCUAGAGCGUCACGUCUGCUCACCCCUCUAGUGAAAAAAACGACAUCUAUUUUGGUUUUUACAAAAAAGAAUGAAAUGACAAGACAAACACGAAACUUAAAGAAAAACAAAAAAAGAAACUAAAGUCAUGCAAGUGACGUUCGGAAGACAAAAAAGAAACAAAGAAGAAGAAAAGCACUGCGUGGCAGAUUUAUUUCACACUCCAGGGAAACACAAUAACAUGAAAAAACCUGUUGAGGGCGUCUUCUACUAUCUGGUGAAGUCUGUCUCUGUUAAGAUACUUUGCGUGUGUGCGUACUUUGUACCGUGAGAUGCUGUCAUGGCGUUUGUCAGUAGUGUGUGUGUGUGUGUGUCUUCUACCUGUAGUUCACCAUCGACCUGAACGCAUCGAGCGGUCGGCGGCUUCUCAUUUCUGUUACGAUUAGUGAUGGAUAAUUUAUCUGAAUGCGCUUCGGUCAGUGACGAUUCCAGUGCCAUUUUAACAUGAGAAGAGUUCUCACAUGCUGAACGUUUUGAUUUCAUCUUUGUACUAUGAAGGACAUUCAAUGCUGUCUGUUUAAUUUUGUCGAGUUAGGUGCCAGUGUGACGCUCCGGUUAGCAUGUCCCCCCCUGUCUCCCCCUCCAUGUCCCAGAGACUCACAGGCCUGAUGUAAGGACUAACAGGCCUGAUGUUAGGCCCUAUCCCCCCCAUCAGAGGGACGUUCAGGCCUGCCUGAUGUUAACACGUACAGGACAGAUGUUAGGACUAACACCCUGAUGUUAGGACUAACACCCAGAUGUUAGGACCAACACCCUAAUGUUAGGACUAACAGGCCUGAUUUGAGGAAUAACAGGCCUGAUGUGAGGACUAACACCCUGAUGUUAGGACUAACAGGCCUGAUGUGAGGACUAACACCCUGAUGUUAGGACUAACAGGCCUGAUGUGAGGACUAACACCCUGAUGUGAGGACUAACACCCUGAUGUGAGGACUAACACCCUGAUGUGAGGACUAACACCCUGAUGUUAGCACUAACACCCUGAUGUUAGGGCUAACAGGCCUGAUGUUGGGCUGUCCACUCCUUUGAUGACUUGGGUUUUCAGUUAGAUGGGAUCUAUUCAAGCUGUUCUCCAGUGGGCCCAAACACUUCAUUUUCUAUUCUGAGAAGCAGUUCCUGCUAAGGUGCUUUGAGGAGAACCUGGUGCUCAACAUGACCACCGACCACAAGAACCUCAACCCAAGGCUGUUGAACUGGUCUCUCCUUACUCAUGAAGUCUGUUUCAGCUGUCGUAUUGUUUGGUAUUGAGGGGUGACCCAUCAACAGUGUUGAAUGUAACCUUAUUAUCAUUUGUAUUAAACCAUCUUAACCGUAGUCAGGCCAUCUGUGUGUUAUAUGCACCUAAUGUACUACAGUUAGAUACAUUGUCGGUUUUCAUUGUCUUUUUAUUAUUUUUUACUGAAAUCAAUAGAUUGUUCAACAUGCGAAUGAAAGCAAGCAUAUCCUGAUUUUAACAUUAUCAUAUAUGAGUUGCAUUUUUUGGGAUGGAAUCGAUUUAAACCGUAGAAAUCAUACAGCUUAUGGAACCGAUGAGUGAAUUUCACAAAGUGAUGCGGAUGUUUUGAACCUUGAAGCAACUUCUGCAUGACAUGACCGUGACACGCUGACACUCACCAUUCGUCUUAGGCGUUUUUAACAAAAUAAACAUCAAUAUUUGGAUGAAUGUGUACUCGGCAUUUAGGGUUCACUCAUCUGUCGAUGGGAGGAGUUCAAAUCUAGUAGCUGUAUCGUACAUUCAAAGAGAAUCCCUCAAACGAAACAAUGGAAGACCAUGUAUUUCACUGGCUUGUUGACCAGUGUCAUCAGCUUUUUGUGUGUGAUGAACGUAUUGAAAGACUCACAGCUGGUGAUCCUUGUCCUCUACAUCAUCAACACGCUCUAUUCAACCGUUUCUUACGUUUCCUUCCAGGGCUAUUUGGCAUUUUUGUGGAACAAACAAAAUCAAAUAAUUUUUCUGUGACACAUUUCUAGCAAUGCAUUGGUUUCUCCUCCUUUCUUUAUUAUUUGAGUCCUACACUGCUGGGGAAGGUCUGCUUGCAGCUGUAUGUCAAUGGUUUAUUUAUUCUUUGGUUUCCUAGAGGUGAUGUUGACCCCUGGCUGAACGAUGUAAUGUUUACCACUAACCUGUGAGCUGACGUCACAGGCUCGCCUGCUCUUGCGUGUGUUUCUUUUCUUAUGACGAAAACGUGGAGAAAAGAGAAAAAACUAAAACCAAUAAACUGAUCUGUGACUUUGUUCUUAUUGGGAACAGAAUGCGUAGAUUUCUUGUCUUUCCUCCACUCAUGUACAUACAGUAUGUUCAUGGAAAUUUAUGUACAGUCCUUUUGUAAUAAACAGCCCUUAAAAACGGUGAA